AUGCUCGGCGUCCUAUAUUUUCUCGGACUCAAUGCCGAGAAUGCUCGGGGCCUUCACCACUUGCCUCGCUUUCUCUUCUUCACCUGGUGCGAUCAUAUGAAGACUCUGGAAGGAUUCCAAACGACAUACAUCCCGGAUUCUGCAGCAAGAACGGGUAAUGAUGCAGUUCAUGCCGAAAAGCAGACACCCGAGACAGUAUUCGCCCUCAAAUGGAUACAAAUUCGAAUCGCGGAAUAUAAUUCUGUGCUGAUAACAAGCAUAGCAAUAUUUGCCCUCGCAGGAGCAGCAAUUUUCUCAGACACUAUUGCCUCAGCAGUAUGGAUGUCAAGAUUCGUUUUCUACGUUUCUAUGAUUUUCUCCUUCACUGCUGUUUGCAAAGCUUAUCAGCAAACACGCAUGCUACUUCGUAUCAGUUGUUGUUCUGAUCCAGCACCACGAAUGCGAUGCCAACUAGGCAAUGUGAUCGCGUAUCUCCUCAUUCCUGUUGCUUUCUACGCGGCAAUGGAGUUUUAUUCCUCGAGUGUUCUUAUGUAUCGAAGUAUCGAGUAUAAUGAGAGGAUACAAGCUGCUGUAUAG
Molecule: messenger RNA, 576 nt
Organism: Botrytis byssoidea
Lineage: Eukaryota; Fungi; Ascomycota; Leotiomycetes; Helotiales; Sclerotiniaceae
Exons: 3
Coding region: 1-576 (191 amino acids)
Source: RefSeq, a predicted model, not a curated record